Messenger RNA from Myxocyprinus asiaticus (Chinese sucker), 3142 nucleotides. RefSeq names its product segment polarity protein dishevelled homolog DVL-3-like. Gene Ontology annotation, biological process: canonical Wnt signaling pathway; intracellular signal transduction. Gene Ontology annotation, molecular function: frizzled binding. The record is from RefSeq and is a predicted model, not a curated record. The transcript is spliced from 15 exons. Gene Ontology annotation, cellular component: cytosol. The coding region runs from base 285 to 2417 and encodes 710 amino acids. Lineage: Eukaryota; Metazoa; Chordata; Actinopteri; Cypriniformes; Catostomidae.
GAGAGGAGGAAAAAGCAACAGUAUUCAUAGGGAGUACAGUGCGAACCGACCUGUACGGUUUUGUUGCUUUAUACUGGAAAUAAAUCGCCGAGGACCAUCUAUUAUAUAUAUAAUCAUACCAUUAGAUAGAUUUGUAUUGCACACGUCCGCAAGGAUACUCAGUAAUUGGGUUAUUGUCACUGACAGAAGAGCGCGCGCAGAGGUUGCGGGUGGACAGGAGCGCUCAGCGGUGGAAGCGGCUGUGGGGCUGAUGCACGCGGCCUGUCCCUCAGCAGCGGCCCGCCAUGGCGGAGACCAAGAUCAUCUAUCACCUCGACGAGCAGGAGACUCCCUACCUCAUCAAACUACCCAUCCCCGCGGAAAGCGUCACUCUCGCCGACUUCAAAAAUGUCCUCAAUAAACCCAACUACAAAUUUUUCUUCAAAUCUAUGGACGAUGAUUUCGGGGUGGUGAAGGAAGAAAUAUCUGAUGACAAUGCCAAACUACCGUGUUUCAAUGGACGUGUCGUGUCAUGGCUGGUGUCUGCAGACGGCUCUCAUGGUUCUGACGGAGGCUCUGUAUGCGCAGAAACUCAAGCCGAGCUGCCGCCCCCUCUGGAGAGGACAGGAGGCAUCGGAGACUCCAGACCCCCUUCCUUCCAUGCGAAUGCUGCUGAGAGUCAGGAUGACCUGGGCAAUGACACAGAGCCUGAGGUGGGUCCAUCACUGCGGAGAGAUCGAGACAGAGAGAAAGAGAGAGACAGAGAGAGGCCUCGGAGAAAAGACACACAUGACCAUGGAGGCAGGUUGAAUGGUCACUCUCGGCCAGAGCACAGGCCAAAGAUUGCUGGCUAUGAGAGCUCGUCCACGCUGAUGAGCAGUGAGCUGGACACCACCAGCUUCUUUGACUCAGAGGAAGAUGACUCCACUAGCAGGUUGAGCAGCUCUAUGGAACAGAGCACAUCGUCACAUCUCAUGAGACGCCAUCGCCGCCGCAGACGGAAACCCAAAGCACCCAGGAUGGAGAGGUCGUCAUCGUUCAGCAGCAUAACUGACUCCACCAUGUCACUGAACAUCAUAACUGUCACAUUAAACAUGGAGAAGUAUAAUUUUCUGGGCAUUAGUAUAGUGGGGCAGAGUAAUGAGAGGGGUGAUGGAGGGAUCUACAUUGGCUCCAUCAUGAAGGGCGGGGCAGUGGCUGCUGAUGGACGCGUUGAACCUGGUGACAUGCUACUGCAGGUGAACGAUAUAAACUUUGAGAACAUGACUAAUGAUGAUGCUGUGAGGGUUCUGCGAGAAAUCGUCCAUAAACCCGGCCUUAUCACACUGACUGUGGCAAAAUGUUGGGAUCCAAACCCCCGUAGCUGUUUCACCCUCCCACGGAGUGAGCCAAUCCGUCCUAUAGACCCUGCUGCCUGGGUGUCUCACACUGCUGCGAUGACGGGGGCGUACCCAGUGUACGGUAUGAGCCCUUCCAUGAGCACAAUCACCUCCACCAGCUCCUCCAUCACAAGCUCCAUUCCAGAGACCGAACGGUUCGACGAAUUCCAUCUGUCCAUUCAUAGUGACAUGGCAACAGUAGCCAAAGCAAUGGCAUCGGCAGAGUCAGGACUGGAGGUGCGAGACAGAAUGUGGCUAAAGAUCACCAUCCCCAACGCCUUCAUAGGUUCAGAUGUAGUGGAUUGGCUCUAUCAUCACAUCGAGGGCUUCACUGACCGGCGGGAAGCACGUAAAUAUGCUAGCAACCUGUUAAAAGCUGGCUACAUCCGCCACACAGUCAACAAAAUCACCUUCUCCGAACAGUGCUAUUACAUCUUUGGUGAUCUCUGCGGUAAUAUGGCCAGUCUCACUUUGCAUGACCAUGACGGUUCUAGUGGGGCAUCUGAACAGGACACUCUUGCUCCGUUGCCCCACCCUGGGGCAGCUCCCUGGCCGCUAGCAUUCCCUUAUCAGUAUCCCAUACCUCAUCCAUACAAUCCCCACCCUGCGCACGAUCCCACCUACAGCUUCGCUGCAGGGGGAGGCAGUGCUGGCAGCCCGCACAGCGAAGGAAGUCGUAGCAGUGGCUCAAAUCGCAGUGGUAGCAAAAAAGACAAAAACGCAGCGGCUGGAACACAGGAGUCUGGAGGAAAAUCCGGAGGCAGUGGCAGUGAGUCAGAAAAAAGAGAGAAGACUCCCAGUGAGUGUUCUGCAACACCCCCUAGUGAACACAGUGUACACAGCUCGCAUACUAUCCGUAGCGUGCACAGUGUCUACUCUCACAGCCAGGUCUGUGGACCUCCUGGCCUCCCUCCCCAGCCACAGAUGCCCAUAACAGCAGUACCAGGUUCACCUCCUGGCCGAGACCUGUCGUCUGUGCCCCCCGAACUCACGGCCUCGCGCCAGUCUUUCCGCAUGGCCAUGGGAAACCCCAGUGAGUUCUUUGUUGAUGUCAUGUGACGUGCUUCGGGUGACCCCAAGGGAACAACAUGCUCAAGUCACUGUGAAAUGAAUAAAGAAAGAUGAGAGCAAAAAGAAUAUAAAAUGAUCUAAAAAGUUAAUGACAUUUUAGUUGGGUUUGUAAUGGAGCAUGGUGAGUGUCCCUCCUAUUGUCCCACCUGUGUCCUGUGGCUUGUACUUUCUUCAGUGAAGAAGACUGGAAGAGAUGGAAAGCUCAUGUAUCCCAUGAUGCUCUAUGAGAUUAGAGGUGACUCUAUGGGAUGCUGUGUUGAAGUCAGAGUGAAGAUUUCUGUUUUUUGUGUACUUUUUAUGUACUUUACCUGCAUUUUCAUAUUUUGUCCUCUUGACUAUUUUCUUAAACUCAAGCUAAACCCCAUUUUUCCAAAGACUAAAAUAAGAUAACAGAGCAGCACAAGGAAAAGUGAUGUUAUAUUCUUGUGACUCACCUUUUGCUUUUUAAAUGAUGAACCUAAAUAAUUUUUAAUGAUAACAAAAGACAAACACUAUCAAAAUAUAGAAUCAUAGACAGUUAUUUUAUAUUUAUGUCAUUUGUUUGAAUAUUUCUGCUAAUAAUCGUGGAGAGUGAGAGAGAGAGUCAUAGAGAGAGAGAGAUUUAAGUUUACAGACAGGGCUUUUAAGGUCUGCCUUGCCCUUUGGGUUAAAAUGAAUUAUUGCGCUUGAUGCAUGGUAUUUAAAAUAAAGACAACACGAAGUUGUAUUUGCAA